This is a messenger RNA of Saimiri boliviensis boliviensis (Bolivian squirrel monkey), 6778 nucleotides long. It is a transcript of the gene C3H4orf50, whose product is annotated as chromosome 3 C4orf50 homolog. The record is from RefSeq and is a predicted model, not a curated record. NCBI's taxonomy places the organism in Eukaryota, Metazoa, Chordata, Mammalia, Primates, Cebidae.
UCAAUGUUGCAAACUCACUUAAUUUUAUUAUUAAGCUUUGCCCCAUGAAAUGUUUGUGAGAUGGAGCCAGCAGCUAAGAGACGGACUGAGAAAAGUUUCAACUACAUCAUCAGAGCUCCCAGCAGCGAGGGGUUCGACAUAAUGAACGUUGAUGUGAAGAUUGACACAUCCUGGAUAUUCCAGGACAUGGAAGAUAGUGCUGAGGAGCGGGAAUGUCUUCCGGAAGAAGCAUCUGGUCGCCCAGACGUGGAUACGGGGGCGAUCAGGAGGCAGCUAGAGUCCUCCGAACAGAAGCUGUUAGCGGCGGUGAACAAGUAUGUGACGUCGGAGUCCGGGCUGAGAAGCAGAAUUCGGGAGCUGGAGCUGUCAGAGAGGAAACUCCUCCAGAAGGUGGACCAGCUGAGUGCCUGCAUGGCCCAGGAGAGAAGCGCCUGGCUGGAGGCCCAGGAGAAGCUGGCGGUGCUGCAGGGGGAGCUGGCCAGCCAGGUCCGGGAGAAAGAGAGCUUGGCCAGGCGGCAGCGGUGGCGGCUGCGGCGGUUGCGGGAGCGGCUGCGGCGCAAGGACGAGGCGCUGGGGCAGCAGGCGGCGGCCCUGGAGCGCUGCCGGCGGACCGAGCGGCGCCAGCUGGGCCUGGUGCGCGAGCAGGAGCGCGUUCUGCGGGCGCAGGUGCAGAGGCUGGAGCGCGACGUGCGGCGCCUUUGCCGCGCCGCGGGCCUCCUGCUGGCCCAGUGGGACACAGCGGCCCCGGGUCCCCAGGGCUCCCUGGAGGCGGCUGCGGAGCUGCGCGUCCUGCAGGCGAGGGCCGAGCGCAGCGAGCGCGAGCGGGAGGAGGCGGCGCGCAGGCUGCGGGAGCAGCGAGCCACCGAGCGCCGGCUCCGCGGGCAGCUGGAGGAGCUGCGCUGCUGCAUCUACGGACUGAAGCUGUCGGAGAUCGGCCUGCAGGGCCAGGUGGAGGACCUCGCCCAGCAGAACCAGCGCCUGCGAGAGGAGCUGGGAGCCCAGGUCCCUGCUGGUCACUGCAACCUGGACGCCCUGGGCUGUGUUCAGGGUGACUCACUGCCCCUGCCCAGGGAGGAGGCCCUGGACCCCUGCAAAAGCCAAGGCUGGCGGAGCUCCCUGCAGUCCGAUGAUGUUCCUGGACAAAGGGCCUCAGCAGGCCAGUCCCCGGAGGGGUCCUGUGCCUGGAGCUGCUUUGGGCCUGGACAGGCCUCUUCUGUUUUGGCUCCAGGCCCGGAGGCCACAAGCGAGCUCCCGGGAGACCUGGCAGGAUUCGACCGUGAUCAGCUUACUCUGGCAGAGCCCAGCUUGGAUGGACAGAUUCUUCUCCUGGUCUGUGGCUACCCCUCAAGAGAAUGCUUACACGAGUCACUCCUCCCGAUGGACCUGGCCCGGAUUUCAGAGAAUCUAGCAGCCGACCCGACCCCAGAGGCCUUCCUCCUGGUGCAGACGUCUACACGCCCUCUCUGGGGGCCGGCGGGGGACUCAGCUUCUUGGCCACUCCAGAAGGUUCCCCUCGAUGGACUACAAACCCAAGAUGAGCUGGUCACCGUGUCCCCACCUCCUCCCAAAGCCACAGGACACCCUGGCUGGGAUUGUCACCAGGCAAGAGGCCAUGGUGCCUCCCUCUUCCAUGAGGCCCCCCACAUUUCAAAUCACCGAUUUCCCAAAAAAGACCCUAAGGAUCUGAAAGACACUUGGAACAACAGAGGAGGAAGCCUGGGGAGAAGAACCGAAGAGGGGGAGGCAAGGGGGCCUUUGGGCAGGAAGGGGAAAAACCUCAGUGACAAGCACCAGCCAAGUCAGGAAAGCCGUCAGAACCUGAGCUUGGAGAACCAGGCUGGAGCCACAGAGGGCGUGCAGGACUUCCAAGAACAAGGGGCUUCCAAGAACAAGGCCACCACCUGCUGCCCUGAGCCCUGGCAGGAGUUUCUGAUGCCUCUUCUACAGGGGGAGGCCUCAGCGUCAAAGGAGGGGCCCGAAUCCCUGAGCAGGAGGGGAAGAGUGGAAGGAUGUGUCUGGGGUCUCGGAGGAGGACUGUCAUCAGAGAAGGAAGAGGUGGCACCCCCAGCCACCUUCAGCAGCGCUCAUGAGACCAAAGAGCCGAGGCCAGCAGACAGUCAGCUCCUGGCAGGGAGAGGCAGAGGUCUCGGGAGGACAGCUAGGGGCAAGGAGGAAAGCCAGAUGUGGCUCGGAAAUGCUCAGAUUCUGCAAGGAGAAAGCCAGGAGGACGAAGGGCUAGAGGAGGAGGAUGAGGUACCGCAUCAAGAAGCGUCCAGUCCGGGGUGCAGGGGUGCCCCCGAGGAGCUUGACUCCCAGGGACAGGAGAGCAAGGAAAUGCUUUUCUUUAUGGAAGAGACAGGUUUACCGCUGUUUCCCAGAUUUGCCUUAUCAGCUGACGGGGGUGAACCCACUGGUCAUGGUCAACGGCAAGCUGUGAGCCAAGGACAGGACAGGUGUGCACUCACAAUCGAUGAGCUGGCACAGGAGGUGGAGGCUUGCUUCCAGCAGCUGUCCACACUGCAGCCGGGUGGUGGGGGCUGGCAGCACUCAGCCUCUGUGUGCGGGGGAGGGAGGAGCUUCGCUCGGAAGUGGCACAUUGGUGGGGAGCGCGCUUGCUCUCAGCAGGUUUGGGGAAACCAGGGUAUUUGUUCUGAUGAAGAAGCAAAAUCUAAAGAGAGUGGUGAAGGUGAUACGCUGGAAAAGACCACAGCCCUGGGCACCAGCAAAGUUCCUGGUGACCCAGGGACACCGCCUGACUGGGAUGAAGCCAGCCCGGACCCUCCAGGGGAGCCCGCUGAGCCCUCGGGUGCCCUCAAGAGAGUGAAGAGCAGGUUUCAUCAGCUCAUUUCUAGACUGAAGAAAGAGAGAAGCCAGAUUUUACAUGACAACGCCAAACUUCACGGAGACCAAGAGAGGUGCCAUAAAAGAGUGUGCGCCCUUGAAAGAGAGAGAGAGGUGACAAAAAUAUCCAGGCUGGAGCAGGAGAACCAGGUGCUGGGAGGGGACGUCUCUCAGUUAAAGAAAGAACUGGACCGAUAUUUACAAGUUAUCUCCGACCUGGAAGACUGCAACGGGAAGAGUUACAGCAAAAUUUUGGAGCUUGAAGAGGAAAAUGAAAAACUGAAAGGGAAUCUGGGCCAGCUCCAGAAGGCCAUGUCGGAGAGCAUUCGGAAAUCCAAAGGCACGGUGGAGCAAGUCACCCUGGAGAACCAGGAGCUCCGGGUGCUGAUCUCAGAGCUCGGCGUCAAUUACAAAGAGCUGAUCAAGGAUGUGGUGCUGGGCAUAGAAGACAUGAUCUGGGCCUUCAGGGGGCAGAACGAGCACCUUCUACGCAGGGUCGACGUCCUGGAGAGGGACGUCACCUUGCAGAGGAGCACGGAUCAGGGGCAUUCGAUGAGGGGAAGGCAGCACCUCCAGGGAAAAGCCAGGAUGCAUGCUGUGGACAAAGAGGUGCAGGUGACUCCAUGCACAGGGCAGCUGCUUCCAAGAGCCUGUGGGCCACCCUUGGAGAACGCAACGAGGCUGGCUGCAGGGCAGGCAGGACCUUCCACAGGUGCUGGGAAUUCCAGAUGCAGUGCUGAUUCCCCUCCUCCAUCACUGGUCUGGAACAACGCUGACGUAGUCAACACCCUACAAGGAAAUGUCGGUGGAGCCGGAGUGAAAGAAGCACGUUUGGAGAAAGAGAAGAGGCUCUGGUGUUCUGUGGCUCAGGGGCAAGCUCUGAGGUCCCAGAGCAACGGCCCAGAGCUCCAGGACUCAGAGGCUGAGGGUACUGAGGAGGGUCACAGGCUGCGUGCCCGGCAGCUCCAUCACCGGGUACUGACCUUACAGUGCCAGCUCAGGGACCUGGGCGCCACCCACCAGGCAUCUCGGGACGAGGCCACCCGUCUCCAGGAGGAGCUCCAGGCCAAGCUUGAAGAACUUCAGAGAAAACAACACGAAGCACAGUUGGCGGUGACUCCCCUGAAGGCCAAGGUAGCUUCCCUGGUCCAUAAGUGCCGGGAGAGGAACUGCCUGAUCACCCGCCUGCUGCAGGAGCUGCACAGACACGGGCCGGUGGACCUUCUGCUCUCUGAGCUGGCACAGAACAUGCUCGGUGACGUGGCACUGGCUGAGUACGUGGCCGCCUUCCUGGAUCCCGGCGUCCCAGAGACGAGCCACCGCCUGGACGUCAAGUCUGAGACGACAGCAGCUCUAAGAGCUCAGACAUACAUCUUGAAUCCUGAAAUGGACAGUGUCCACCAAAGCCCGUUGUCUUCAGAGUCCUGGCCUGUUCCCGAGCCCAAGUGGCCAGCACAGACAGCCCAACUGGAUUCUCAGAAGCUCCUUAUGUCCUCGGGGUCCACGCUUGAUCCUGGAACGUGCCAGGCCACGGUCACCGAGGAAUCAGGACUCCCCGCACAACGUCUGCAAGAAAAAGGGGGAAUGCCCCGUCCCGCCCUCCACGCCGAUAACGCCCCAGCACCUUCCGAGCUCCUGAGCCCAGCGAGGAUCCUGGCUUUUCACCAAGAGCUUAGACAAAGCAUUUGCAGCAAUUCCCAGGUCCAUAAAUCACCACUGGAGUUCUAACUGUAAUAGGACCACUCGUUCUCCGGAGCCAUUUCAUAGACUCCAUAAAUAUUUGAAGCAGAACCUUCAGAGAGUGCUUUACGAAAUUGGUAGCAAUCAAAGCCCUCAUUUAGUGGCAAGUGGUUUUGCCUUCGGCUUAGGCAUUUGUGUUCGUUGUCAGAGCUUGAGAGCAAUGCUGGCCGGUGCCUGGCACAUUCUGAGGAGCUCGGCUGAGGCAACGUCAAGGCAGCGUAGGAAAUACUUACUGCACCAAAACCUAUCGAAUGAUUGGUCUGGAGGUUCUCAGCUGGGUGCAGUUUUACUCCCCCAGGGAAAAUCUGGCCUUGUCUGGAGACACUUUUGGUUGUCACAGCUGAGACACUGCUACUGACAUCUGGUGGGCAGAGGCCAGGGAAGCUACCAAACAUCCUACAACACCCCAGCCAGCCUCCUAUGGCAAAGAAAGACAGUUCCAGUGCCGCCAAUGCUGGAAUGGCGAGCCCGGGACGGAUCUCACAGCUGCGAACACGAUCAGCCACGGAGAAUUGUUUUGUUAUUUUUCUGCCCCCAGGGGUCCCUCCCGUGUUCUAAGGGAUUUUUUGUCUAUUAAGUGAAGCACCUAACUUAUUAGACAUUUUACAUUUAAAAACGUUAAAACUGACCAGAACUUUCUAGUCAGUCCAUUCACUCCAAAAACAUCUGUUGAUACCCACUCUGUGCCAGGCAGUGGGCAUGAAGGAGGAAGAGACGCGUUGGUGUUGAUCCCGGCACCAGGGACCUCACAGGACAGUGGGAGAGACUCCUGUGAGUAAAUCCGCAUGCACGCAAGUGUCACCCAUGCCCUGAGGGACAGGAUGAAGGAAAGGGCAGUGCUACGUGGCUUGGAAGUCAGCCACAAAGGAAUGGCUGGGCAGCGUCCUGUGGGUGAGGUGGGAAGGGCGAGGCUGGAAGAGGGAACGCAUGUGCAAAGGCCCUGAGACAUAAAACUGAACUCUGGAUAUGCCCCUUGGAGGGGGAGUGGGCAAAGCGUACUCUUAUCAAGCCAGCUGCAAGCAGUCACUGCCUCGUUCCCAUCCAGCACCCCUUCCUUCCCCCGAGAACAGAGACUCAGGCGGGUGACCCAGGAGAAGAGCGCUUCCCUCCUGAGGGCAGCCCCCCAAUAACGGAGUCCAGGGGGCUUGAACCACAGGCACCAGACCCUGACCCAGGCUCACCCACAGAGCUGUCACCUCUCUCUUUGGGAAGGGGCUGAGGAGGGUCUUGAGGGAAACGUCAGUGCUACCCGUCCAAUUCUGUCCCCUCCUGGAGUGGCUGUCCCUUCAUGGAAGGACAAACAAAGACAAGGACAAGGAGCCAUGGGCUCCCCGGGAAGGGUCAAAGUGCACACAAUGAUUUUACAUAGUUUAGCAUUUUGCUUUGAAAUGAAAAUUACACAGAGUUCCCAUCGGUUCUUCCCCGGGCUUCCCUUGAUGUCAGCAUCUCGUGUGACUCACAAUUAUAGAAACUAGUGGGUUUUAUUUUGAGGAAAAUUGGGGAGCUGUUGAGACAUAAGAAGAGCAGCCUCAGCAUAUGGAGUUCACCCUUUAAAUUAGCUGAUGGGGUUUUCUGAUGGUUUAGCACAUUCAUCCAUUUAUUCCUGGAUUGAUUUACCCACAGAUCCGUCUAUUUAUUCAAUCUGCAUUUAGCGACGGCCGUGUAUGUCUGGCUAGAUGCUGCUGGUCAACAAGUAAAGAUGAUGCGGUCCACCUAGGUUUUCAGGGACCCCCCCUGGAGACCCCGCGGCCCCGUUACCACCCCUCAGGGAGUCCCCAGACUGGAAACCACUGCGGUGAUCCCUCUGCCGGUUGGACCAGCCCUGCACCUCGCUGUAAUUUCCAAGCCAGAAGCAACCUGCAGCGCUGGUUUACUGAUCUGCCUUCUGCCUCCCUCUGUAUUUUGAGACAACAUCAUUAGCUUUGAGCAUCAGGAACAUGAUGGAGAGAGGACAGAAAGCCGGUGCAGUCGAGGACAGCCAGCUGAGCCCUUGCUGAGUCGGCGAGAUGCCGCGUGGUGCCACCACACUUGGUCUCCAGGACUGCCAGGAGCUCAGGCGUUGGGCAUCUUGUCACUUCAUGCACCCCCCGUGCACUCAUGUGCUGGGCCUGGGCAAAAAGGCAACCCAGGAAAUCCAUUAAAGCAAGCCAAGACGAUCUUUACAGCUUAACCCGACGAUUCCCUAAUAAAUCAUGUU